AUGCGUCUUCCACUGCCCGGGAGCCCAUCUUCCUCCUGGGACGCCUACGCCGCCCGUUUGAGUGCCCUCCGGAAGCAUCCCAGCAUGAAGGUCGUCGUCGCCUUUUGGCUAUUCGGCCUCAUCAACAAUGUCCUCUACGUCAUCAUCCUCUCGGCCGCGCAGGACCUCGUCGGGACCGUCCCCAAGGGUGUCGUCCUCCUCGCCGACGUGGUGCCCUCCUUCUUCACCAAGCUCAUCGCGCCGUACUUUAUCCACCACGUGCCGUACCGGACCCGAAUCCUGAUAUUUUGUGGCCUGUCCGCCGCGGGCAUGGCCCUCGUGGCGCUGACGCCGCCGCAGACGUCCGUCGCCGUCAAGAUGGUCGGCGUCGUGCUCGCCAGCCUGAGCAGCGGCGGCGGCGAGCUGAGCUUCCUCGGUCUCACGCACUUUUAUGGCCACGCCAGCCUCGCCGGCUGGGGCUCUGGUACUGGCGCCGCGGGGCUCGUCGGCGCCGGGCUCUACGUCGCCAUGACCGAGUGGUGGCGCUUCAGCGUCCGCAGCAGCCUGCUCUGCUCGGCCGCGCUGCCCGUCGUCAUGCUCGUCAGCUUCUUUGGCGUGCUGCCGCACGGACCGCUGCUCAAGGGCGCGACGGGCAAUGCGGGCUACGGCGCGGUGCCGGGCGACGACGCGGCGGACGACGAGGAGGAGAGCUCGGCGACCGCGGCGCUGCUGGAUCCCAACCGUGCGCCGGCGGCGGGCGCCGGCUUGUCGGAACUGUCGGCUCUGAAGGCCAACCUUAGACGUGCAAAGUCACUCAUGGUUCCCUAUAUGCUCCCGCUGCUCCUCGUCUACGUCGCCGAGUAUACGAUUAACCAGGGAGUCGCGCCAACGCUUCUCUUUCCUCUUGCCGAGUCGCCCUUUGCCGAAUUUCGCGGAUUCUAUCCAUUCUACGGCUUUCUCUACCAGCUCGGUGUCUUUGUGUCGCGAUCAUCUAUAUCUUUUGUGCGGAUCCACCAUUUAUACCUCCCAUCCUUUCUCCAGAUUGGCAACCUGGUUCUCUUGACGCUGCAUGCCAUGUUCUUCUUCAUACCCUCGGUGUACAUUGUCUUUAUCAUCAUUUUCUGGGAAGGGCUACUAGGUGGUGCAGUCUAUGUGAAUUGCUUUGCAGAGAUUAUGGAGAAUGUGCCCGAGGACGAGCGCGAGUUUAGCCUGAGUGCCACGACCGUGAGUGAUAGUGGUGGGAUAUGCAUUGCAGGCCUGAUAGGAAUCGUCAUGGAAACCGGGCUCUGCAACUACCAAGUCGCCCACGGCCGAGACUGGUGCAAGCAGAUCAAGGUCCAGCACGGAUAG
Molecule: messenger RNA, 1329 nt
Organism: Akanthomyces muscarius
Lineage: Eukaryota; Fungi; Ascomycota; Sordariomycetes; Hypocreales; Cordycipitaceae
Exons: 2
Coding region: 1-1329 (442 amino acids)
Biological process (GO): regulation of intracellular pH
Cellular component (GO): membrane; vacuole
Source: RefSeq, a predicted model, not a curated record